AAUUAUAGUUCCCCUCGCUUCUUGUCCGUCAACCAGACUCCUCCUCUAUCAUUCUCGCGCUGAAAAUUUUUGUCUGCAGAAAGCCAGAAACUCAGAAAUUGCUGCUUCUGUGCCCUGAUAGAGGGUUCGAUUAGAUGGCCUUCCGAGGUCGAGGGCGUGGUGGAUUUGGAGGUGGCAGUUUUCGACCAGCCAAGCAAGUUCCAUUUGAACUUUUCCCCGAAAUUGAGAACUUAGGUAAUGCGGCAAGUGUCACUGAAAGGACAACACUGGCAAUUUGGCACUCAAAGUUACAGAAGUAUUGGAACUCCUCUCCUUACUAUUUGGGAGAGGAAAGUGAUGUUUUGAAGAAAACAAAAGGCAUGGAUAUAGAAAGGUUCUCAGAUAGGAAGUCAGAGAGGGGCAAGUCAAAGCCACCAUUGUCGCACUUCAUAAGGAUGGAUCCAGUCUAUGUUCCUGCAGAACUAGCUAAAGGUGGAAGGGAGGAGAAUCGUGCUGCGAAAAGAGUGCGCUGGAACCCAGAAUCAGACAUGCAAAAAUUGGAUCUUCUUGAGAAGCUUGAUAAGAAGCUUGAGGGCGAUGAGGAGAAGAAAAAAGAUGGUGAAGACGAGGAGGAAGAACAAGAGGAGAAAAUUGAAGAGGAAGAAGAAGAAUUUAGUGAUGACGGAGAUUACAACCAGAAUCUUUAUGAUUAUGAUGAUGAUGAAGACGACUACAAUAUGAAUGAAGAUAAUAAUGAUGAAGGCAUGUAUUGAAGGUUGCUUGUUGGGGUGGUUAAUGCUUGCCUUAGGAAAUUUUUUCAGAGAUGGAAGUCUUUAAUUAUGUUAUUGGAUUUUCUAGAAAGCUUAGCUCACACAUAGGCCUUGUAAACUAGCAACAACAUUUAACUUUGGGCUAUCAGUUACAGCAUUUCUGCCCGUUCUUUAAGAGAAAUAUUUCCUAAUGUUAUAAAUCCACUUGCAUAGAAGGUGGAUGUCCAACUUGAGAUUUGGAAAUCUUGCCAUAUCUUAGAUUUGUCUUCA
Nicotiana tabacum (common tobacco) is the source of this 1019-nucleotide messenger RNA. RefSeq lists its product as uncharacterized. NCBI's taxonomy places the organism in Eukaryota, Viridiplantae, Streptophyta, Magnoliopsida, Solanales, Solanaceae. Gene Ontology annotation, cellular component: RNA polymerase III complex. Gene Ontology annotation, biological process: transcription by RNA polymerase III. The record is from RefSeq and is a predicted model, not a curated record.